AUGAAAAACAAACUGGCGGUUCUCCUAAGGAUGUUAGCAGCUGAGAAAAUUGACAUUAUUGGCAUUCAGGAAAUCCACUUUCCAGGGGUAAACACGGCUAUUUUUAAUGACUAUAAAAUUUCCUGUUCCGGCACCACCUUGAAUAGUUGGUCCGGGAUAGCGUUGCUUAUAAAUAAACGUAUGCAGAAACACACAAUCAAAUUCGUACCGGUAUCAGAAAGAUGCGGACUGUUAUAUUUGAACACAAAUUUCAGGCCCACAAUAAUCAUAAAUUUUGAUGUCCCUCCCAAUAGGAAUGAGAGAUCAAGUUUCGUUGAUUCUAGGAUAAAUACGAUACACUCCCUACUGGGAAGAUAUAAUAUAAUUAUCUUAGGAGAUUUUAAGAUGAAAAUCGGCAAAGAAGCUGAAUAUGUAAAUAGUAAUGUUAUUGGGCAUGCUACAAUACUACAACGAAAUUGUGAACAUAGUAAGAAACUCCUAGAUUUCUGUAGAAACAAUAAUUUCAAGAUCGAGAAUACUUUCUUUAGCCACCGUGAAAGUAACACUUACACCUUUGUAAGGGCUCGGCAAAAAUCUCAAAUUGACUUUUUCAUUUCGAACGUUCACCGGUGGUUUGAUGAUGUAAAAGCACUAACAAAUAUUAACAUAUCAGAUCAUAGAAUGUUCAGAGCAAACAUUACAGUUAAAAACCUAUGGAGUUAUCACAGUGGAAGUAGACAAACUUCAAUCGGUCCUAAUACUUAUCUUUCGCGCACAAAUAUAACACGCAAACCCAAUAAAGUACAAAUACUAGAAGAUGCGAGACUAUUCGAUCUAAUGCUAAUUAGGAAAGUAGCUAACUUUGUAAAUAUAACUAGACAGGAAAAGGUAGAAGCAUGUUAG
This is a messenger RNA of Gordionus sp. m RMFG-2023, 882 nucleotides long. Its product is annotated as craniofacial development protein 2-like. The record is from RefSeq and is a predicted model, not a curated record. The coding region runs from base 1 to 882 and encodes 293 amino acids. Lineage: Eukaryota; Metazoa; Nematomorpha; Gordioida; Chordodea; Parachordodidae. The transcript has a single exon.